This is a messenger RNA of Corticium candelabrum, 493 nucleotides long. Its product is annotated as 10 kDa heat shock protein, mitochondrial-like. Gene Ontology annotation, molecular function: metal ion binding; protein folding chaperone; protein-folding chaperone binding. Bases 94 to 405 code for a protein of 103 amino acids. The transcript is spliced from 5 exons. Gene Ontology annotation, cellular component: mitochondrial matrix. The record is from RefSeq and is a predicted model, not a curated record. Lineage: Eukaryota; Metazoa; Porifera; Homoscleromorpha; Homosclerophorida; Plakinidae.
CUCGCGCACACGUGCAGCACCCACGUGGACAUUCUAGAAACUUCGUUGCAUCAUAUAUCGACAGCUUGUAGUCCGAGUUCUUGCGACUGAGAAAUGGCAGGAGUGUUGAAGAGAUUCAUUCCUUUAUUCGAUCGAGUGCUUGUCGAAAAAUUUACUCCGUUGACGACGUCCAAAGGAGGUCUACUAAUCCCAGAAUCCUCUCAAGCCAAAGUUCCACAGGGCGUCGUUGUUGCUGUAGGAGAAGGAGCCAGAAAUGACAAUGGAACGAUACAACCAAUGAGUGUUGCAGUUGGUGAAACCGUUCUUCUUCCAGAAUGGGGAGGCACUAAGAUAGACCUUGAUGAGCAGGAGUACUUCAUAUACAAGGAGAGCGAAUUCUUAGGAAAGUUCAAGCCAGACAGUUGACUCAUUGAGGUUAUGGCCAUUUCUUCCUGAAGUAGUUAUAGUUAGACUGUCAAUCUCUUGAACAUGAUGGCUCUUGUUUUGUUGUAAA